AUGGCUUUUGCUCGACGGGUCCCGAUGCUCGGGGCCUUGGCUCUGACGUCUCCGUUGGCCUUGGCCUUCCUCCGGCUCCCCUACGAGCACCCCUUGGGCUCCUUGGGCUCCGUCUCCAGGGACUCCAGGGCGCGGCUGAUGAUCCCCCCUUUGAGAGCCCUUCAAGGCGACCUCGGAAAUCUGCGAAAGCGCGAGCUGAUUGAGAUGCUGACGAGCCAGAACGUAGACGCCGCAGGCCUCACAAAGCCAGAGCUACUGCAGCGUCUCAUGGAUCUUGACGGCAGGUCGACUACUGUUAAACCUUCUAUGUCCCAGCGUCAAGUCGCAGAAAUCGCCAUGGACGACUGGCAAAAUGCCACGACCGUGGGAUUCGAUUGCAAGUCAGGGAGGCAUACUGCAGAUGGGGUGGAGUUUGACAUCAUUGGGCCGACUGGCAUGAUAGAGCACACGACCCGAUUCUCCACGUCCUGGCCUCCGACAUGCACCUGCCCCGAUGCGAGACAGUGGGGCAGUCAGUUGCGAUGCAAGCACGUGUGCAUGAUCCUGGUGAAGUGUGGUGUCCCUUAUGCAGCAGUUGCUGACGACGACUGGAAGCCAGGCGAAAUGGAAAUUCAGAGCAUCAUCCACCACAUGAAAGGGCAAUGGUCGCCCAUCCCACUGCAGGCCCUGAUCUAUGGAUCCGUGCAUCAAGAUGAUGCAGCACGAGACUUCGCCGAAGGGCUGCUGGGUUCGAUCUGGUCACUCCGCUAUGCCAAGAAGCUGCCGCAGAGCUUCCUGCUGUUUGCCCAGACGGCGCUGUUUGCCGCCCACUUGGCUACGGGAUCCGAAGCCGUCCCGAAGCAGUUGCGGGAGAUGCCCGGGGCGUUCGUGAUUCACAAACCUGCAGGCUGGUGUGUGGACCAGGGCGAAGAAAGCCUGGCUGAGGCGGAGGAAGAUGAGACGAUGAACUACUUGUCCACCUUUGUGUCAACAUUGAUGCCGACUCGGCGCUACGCCAUCCUCAGUGACAAGCUGUAUUGGCGAGGCUUUUUGCAUCGACUUGAUGUGCCAACCUCAGGCCUGAUACUGGCGGCGACCACCCACGACGUUUUCUACGACUUGACUACCAGGUCCUUUGCCAUGGAUGGCUUCGUGGUUUGGUCGCCCGUCCUCUACGUGGAUGCGGCUGUCGGCAUCUUUCCUGGUGACGUCGCAAGUCCUGAGCCUGUUUUGGGCAAGAUUGCCCAGAUCAGGGCUGAACGGGAGCAGCGCGAUAAGGACUUUGCGAUCCUCCAGGACAUCAUUGGCCCGACACCACCACCUCCGCCUGAGCCUUCGCGCAGGAUGACGUUGGUGCUGCGCAAGAUUCCUGUCAUCAGCUUGAAGUACCAUCGAACGCGAAUCGGGUCGCUGUGCUACUUCGCCAGCAUCGGGGAUACACCCAGCGUGAAGUACUUGCUUGAGCAGGCCAGGCGAGGUGGCGACGACUUUUUUGUCAACAGUGUGGACGACGAAGUGUGCAGGCGCACUGCACUACAUUACUGCGCCGUCGAGGGCAACGUGGAGGUGGCCGAGGCCCUGCUGCAAGCCGGGGCAGACGUCUUCCUGCGUGACAGGGAGGAGCGCACUCCCCUGCACCUGGCGGCAGCGAUGGGUCAGGUGGGCGUUGCCAGGCAGCUGCUCGGAACUUGUGUGUCAAGGAUCCGUGAGGCAAUGUUGCAGCGAUUUCGCGCAGAGAGACUCGAGCCAACAGAUCCGUGGGAGGAUCCGUCGAUGGCCGACCAGCGGGCCGCGAAGCGUGUCAUGGCCGAGUACCUCCAAGUGCUGGAGGAGACACGGCGGGACCUCUGCUUGUCAGAGGACCGGCAUCAGUUCACGUGCCUCCACUACGCGGUGCGAGACGCCUAUGCUGGCUGCUUUCAGGUACUCAAGCUUCUCCUCGGCAGUUUCUUUGAGUUUCCACGGGGACGGGAGACGGACUCCAUCAUGACGAAGAAGCUCUUCGAGAUUCAGCCAGGGCCCGGACUCUUGAAGCUUCUUUCCGGAUUUCUCCUGGAAGAGGAGCUGGCCCGCAAGAGACUGAACCCAUGCGCUUCAAUUCAAUCUGUUUUGUACAUCGCUCGAUCCUUUCUGGCUCGUAGCCAUCCGGCUCGGGGAUCCCGCCUAGCCAGCCUUCCGCUGAGCCGACUCAGGCGUGCCGCCCGAUAG
Molecule: messenger RNA, 2187 nt
Organism: Symbiodinium sp. CCMP2456
Lineage: Eukaryota; Dinophyceae; Suessiales; Symbiodiniaceae
Source: the annotation of a GenBank genome assembly